CUUAUUCUCUGGUUCCCGGGGGAGCCAUGUUAGGUCGCAGAUGCAAGCUAUGCUGCUGUUCUGAGAUCGCCACAUUGUAACAUCUGCUUUCCUCUGCCGCCGCCGCCUUCAACAGACGUGUUAUUUCAAUAAAUGAAAAUGCGCACAUUUUUUUUUUCUACAGAACGAGUUGCUUCAUGGGUAUAAUGUGAAGUGUGCGUUUAGGCGGUGAGGCGCGAAGCUGGCGAAGAGGUGCCCUGUUUUGCCUGCCAAGCCUCUAAACCAGGAAAGACUCAGUACUCACUCCCACUAUCCAGGAAGCGCCCAGCUUGGGUUUCCCGCAGCCAGAAGGGAGUUUGAGUGACUUUGGCCCCUCGCGGCCCCUGUAGCGUCCCUAGUUACUGAGCCCCUAGUAACCGCCCGCCCCAAGCCGGGAGCCGCCGGGGUGCCUGAGUCGGCGCCAGCUUCCCCCGCCCCGGGCCAGCGCGGGCGCUCAGGCCUCGGAGGCGUGGUGAUGGCCGACUCGCACGGAGCGGCGGAACUGGCGGCCUCCAGUCUCGAAAUCUUGAAAAAUCCCAGCACUGGAGCGCCGGUCGCCCAAUACAAACGCGAAGACAAUUUAGAGGCCCUGGCGGUGGCGGUGGCGGCGGCUGUGGCCUUGGAGGAGGAGGAGGAAGAAGACGGAGAGGAGAAGGCGGUGCUGCCGGCGCUGGCGCGGGCUGAUUUUAACAGCAGCAUUUCUGAGGUGGAUGAACAAACACGUAUAAGUGAUGAGGACUUUGUGAACUUCUCUGAUAUAUACCACUCUAAUGAAGAGUAUUUUAGGAAACUAGAAAAACUGAAAGCUGCCCACUUGGAAACUAUGGCAAAGUUAGAGAAGAUGUACCAGAAUAAAUUAAAUUUAAAAGAAGUUCAGCCAGUGAUCAUCAGGGAAGAAGUUUCUAGUGUCUCUUCCAGGUCUGAUUCAGAAAAGAACUCCUAUCACCCUGUCUCGUUAAUGACAUCAUUUUCAGAGCCUGAUUUAGGGCAUUCUUCCUCCUUGAUUAUGUCUUCCUCUGAAGAUGAGUUGCCCAACUCAGAAAAAGAGUAUCCUGAGAAAAAGAGGGCGAUGAGCUAUGCUAAAGAGCUCAUCAACAACAUGUGGACAAACUUUUCUGUUGAAGAUUAUAUUCAGUGUAAAGAUGCUAAAUUCCCAGCAGUUGAAAAAACAAAGAAGAAACCAAGAGAAUGGGUGCCAAAGAUUACAGUACCUGAGCCUUUUCAAAUGAUGAUCCGGGAACAGAGGAAAAAAGAAGAGAACAUGAAAUCUAAAUCAGACACUGAAACGGUACGCCAACUGCUCAAAAAACAAGAAGAGGAAUCAGAAUGUAAGAAAAAAUUCCGAGCCAAUCCGGUUCCUGCAUUCGUCUUUCUCCCCCUUUAUCAUGACAUACUCAAGCAAAAUGAAGAACGCAGGAGAUGUUUGAAGGAAAAAACCAAAGAAGCUCUUUUGGCCUCACAAAAGCCAUUUAAGUUUAUUGCAAGGGAGGAACAGAAGCAAGCAAUCCGGGAAAAGCAGCUGAGAGACUUGUGUAAGUCUAAAAAGAAAACAAAUCGAUUUAAGGCCAGACCUAUACCCCGAUCUACUUAUGGCUCAACCUCCAAUGAAAAGUUAAAAGAAGAGCUGUACAGAGACAUUAUGACCCAGCUGAGAGCCCGAGAGCUUUUACAGAAUUCAUCCCCUCUGCCUUGUAGGUCAGGUCACACAAGUGCUCCGAGGAAGCUCAAGUGUCCUGAACAGGCUGAAAAGCUGGAGUGUAAACACAAGUUUAGAUGCCAGACUGCUGAUUUUGAAGACCAUCCUCGGAGAUACCAGAAACACCUCUCAGAACAGAAGUGUUUAAAAUUCCUCACCGGCCAUAAACCAUCUGAUCUUCAUGCGGCCUCCAAUACAUCCACUAAAAGAGAGAAAAUUGUGGCAGACAUUGCAGCCAAUGAAGAACAUUUGAAAGAAACACGGCCCAGUCUGUCUCCAAGGCACAAGCCAGCAGUUAGAAGUGCAAGUGCAAAGCCUGUGCCUUGUAACUGCCACCCUCCGAUGCCCACGGUAGCUUCCAGAGGAAGAGAACAAGCCACGAGGAGAUCACUUGAGGAAAAGAAAAUGUUGGAAGAAGAGAGAAAUCGGAUCCUAACUAAGCAGAAGCAAAGACUGAAAGAAUUGCAGAAACUCCUGACAAUCCGGGCUAAGGCUUAUGACUCACAUCAAAGUUUAGCUCACAUGUCAAAAUCCAGAGUCAUAUCUCUCAGAACCCCUUCACAGAACACUGGAAUUCUGCAGUAUAAAGUUUGAAAACCAGUGUUCCAGAGGAACAUUUUUAUGUAAAAAUGUUCAUGUUUAAGUAGGAAAAUAUCACCCCCAAAGCUCGGUAAGUUAUACGGUUUAUUAAUUUUUAAUCUGAUUUAUAAGUACCCCCCAAACCUAUAUUUGCUUUUAAUUAUGAGUGUUCCUUUUUAAAUACAUACUAUUUAUAAUAAUAAUUAUAUUCCUUUAUAAUGUAUAUUAUGUUUAUAUUCCUUAUAAUGUAUAUCAGUGUAAUUCAGUGAUGGAGCUUAAUUUGAUGAACUUGAGCAAAAAUUUUUAGAAAUAUACUGUUCACCCUAAGAACGUAAACUGAAUUUUUCAUAAUACCAAUUUUGUGUAUAAUUAAGCAUAAUUACCAUUCUAUAGUACAAUUAUUUUCUCUAAUCCAUGAAAUCUUAUUACCUUAGUAGAGUUAGUAUGUUUUACAGAAAGGAAAUAGAGUAUUUUAUUCAUUAUAAGAUCUUGUGCAAAUAGUAAGUACAUUUACUAUGAAUUUAUGUAUUUUGGUUCCUUUUCCUCCAUAUGUCCUAUUCCUUUACUCCCUAUUUUCCCCUGACCUGCUCCCAUUUAAUUACCUUUGCCACCAACCUAUAGGAGAUCUUGUUUUGGGAGAAAAAGAAGAGCAAGGUCUUGGUUUUCGGAAGAAAUUCCUUAAAGAGAAGAUACCUAAUUUGGACUGAAUUUUCUUGGUUUUCUGCACUUAAAAUUGAGUUAAGAGGGCAUCUGUUCAUCUCUUCAAGCCAGUUUAAAGCAUAUUUAAUAUAUUAUGUCUUGAAAAUUUCAGAAAUAUCAGAAUAUCCAGACUGUUCCCAAGAUGUAAAAUGUGUGCUUUCACCACCUAGGGUUUUUAUUCUGCACUCCAUAGACAUUUACCAGUCUAGGAAAGGAAUUAUGGUAAACUGUAAGCCGUGCUCAUAAUUUAAUUCCUGAUUUAUCAUCUAAGCUAAAUGUUAUAUGUGUAAGUUACUAUUUCUUUUUAAAAUUCCAUUCCUUUUAUU
Messenger RNA from Ailuropoda melanoleuca (giant panda), 3318 nucleotides. It is a transcript of the gene FAM161A, whose product is annotated as FAM161 centrosomal protein A. The transcript has 5 exons. The record is from RefSeq and is a predicted model, not a curated record. Gene Ontology annotation, cellular component: photoreceptor connecting cilium; ciliary basal body; cilium. NCBI's taxonomy places the organism in Eukaryota, Metazoa, Chordata, Mammalia, Carnivora, Ursidae. Gene Ontology annotation, biological process: cilium organization. Bases 494 to 2308 code for a protein of 604 amino acids.